This is a messenger RNA of Acanthochromis polyacanthus (spiny chromis), 3833 nucleotides long. It is a transcript of the gene rapgef4a, whose product is annotated as Rap guanine nucleotide exchange factor 4a. Bases 214 to 3234 code for a protein of 1006 amino acids. The transcript has 30 exons. Gene Ontology annotation, biological process: Ras protein signal transduction; positive regulation of GTPase activity. Gene Ontology annotation, molecular function: guanyl-nucleotide exchange factor activity. The record is from RefSeq and is a predicted model, not a curated record. Lineage: Eukaryota; Metazoa; Chordata; Actinopteri; Pomacentridae. Gene Ontology annotation, cellular component: plasma membrane.
UCUGUUUGUGCCUCUCUGCUGCGCUUUUCUCCUCAGUGAAGCUCUCAUGUGAAUGCUGCCUUCAGCUAGGUGAGCUCAGACUGUCAGCGGUGAGUGACUGAAGGCUGAUGAAGGCUGUUGUUGUUCCAGCUCUCUCCUCCUCCUCUUCCUCCUCCUCCUCUUCCUCCUCCGCAGCAUCAGCAUCAGCAGCAGCAGCAGCAGAAGGAUCGCAAGAUGGUAGCAGCGCACACUUCUUCGCAUUCGUCGGAAUCUGCCGAGUGGAUUAUUUGCCUGGAUAAAAGACCAGCGGAGCGCUCGGGGGAAGAUGUUGACAUAAUCUUGGCUCGUCUGAAAAAUGUGAAAGCCUUCGAGAGAUUCCACCCGAGUUUGCUGCAGCAGAUUUGUCUGUGUGGAUUCUAUGAGUGUCUGGAGAAAGGCAUCACCUUGUAUCGCCAAGGAGACAUUGGUACCAGCUGGUACGCCGUGCUCUCUGGUUCGCUGGAUGUUAAAGUGUCUGAGACAUCAAGUUAUCAGGAUGCUGUUACUAUAUGCUCACUGGGGACUGGCACGGCGUUUGGGGAGUCAAUCCUGGAUAACACCCCCCGACAUGCCACCAUCGUCACCCGGGAAUUCAGCGAGCUCCUUCGCAUUGAACAGAGGGAGUUCAGGUCUCUGUGGGAGAAAUAUCAUCACUGCAUGGCUGGACUACUCGCCCCACCCUAUGGUGUGAUGGAAAGCAAUGCUGACAGAAUGCCGGACAAAGAGAACAUAAGCAACAACUCGUUUGUUUCAGUCUCCAAACAUCAGAAUAAGGUUCCCUCUGAGAAGCUCCUUCGUGCAGGGAAGGUUCUCCGAAAUGCCAUCCUCUCCAGGGCACCGCACAUGAUCAGAGACAGAAAGUACCACCUGAAGACAUACAGGCAGUGCUGUGUGGGGACAGAACUAGUCGACUGGCAAAUGCAGCAGAGCUCCUGCGUCCACUCUCGGGUUCAGGCUGUGGGCAUGUGGCAGGUGCUGCUGGAAGAAGGUGUCCUCAACCACGUGGACCACGAGCUGAGCUUCCAGGACAAAUACCUUUUCUACCGAUUCCUGGACGAUGAGCGGGAAGACGCCCCUUUACCCAGCGAGGAGGAGAGGAAGGAGAGCCAAGAGGAGCUGCAGGACACUCUGCUCCUCCUCUCCCAGAUUGGACCUGAUGCCCACAUGAGGAUGAUUCUGAAGAAACAUCCAUCUGAGAGAACAGCAGAUGAUUUGGAGAUCAUUUAUGAAGAGCUGCUCCAUAUUAAGGCCUUAUCACACCUGUCCACCACUGUAAAGAGAGAACUGGCAGGAGUGUUGAUCUUUGAGUCGCAUGCAAAAGCAGGAACAGUGUUGUUCAAUCAAGGGGAGGAGGGCACUUCCUGGUACAUCAUUUUAAAGGGCUCAGUCAACGUUGUCAUCUAUGGAAAGGGUGUUGUUUGCACUCUCCAUGAAGGAGACGACUUCGGGAAGCUCGCUCUUGUCAACGACGCCCCCCGUGCCGCCUCCAUUGUCCUGCGAGAAGACAACUGUCACUUCCUGAGAGUAGACAAGGAGGACUUCAACAGGAUCCUGAGAGAUGUGGAGGCCAACACUGUGCGACUGAAGGAACACGGUCUGGACGUUCUGGUGUUGGAGAAAAGUCUCAGCAGUAGCCGAACCUCCAUCCAGGGAUCAUCAGCCUCCCAUUACAAAUACAAGGUAAUGUCUGGGACGCCGGAGAAGAUUUUGGAGCACCUCCUUGAAAUGAUGCGAUUGGAUUCUCAAUUCACAGAGUCAGAUUCAGCCUUGGAUGACUUUGUGCUCAUGCACUGUGUCUUCAUACCGAACAGUCAGCUUUGUCCAGUGCUGCUAGCCCACUACCAUGCUCAGGCCUCGCAGGGCUCUGACCAGGAGAAGCUGGACUACACACUGAACAACAAGCGCAGGGUGAUCCGCCUGGUGAUGCGUUGGGCUGCGGUACACGGAGAUCAGCUGCAGCAGGACGAGGUCUCAGUGGCCUUCCUAGAGGAGUUUUUCUUGGCAGUAUCUAAUGAUGCCAAAGUACUUCUAACCCUCAGGGAUCAACUUAUAGAGUUGGAGAGAACUGUAAAGCGCAAUGCUGAAGAUGCCAGGUCCUUACAGAAAAAGCACAAAAUCCUGCUGCGGCAGUUCAGUAUGGGAGAUGAGAAGCUUCAGAAACGGCAGCCAAUCAAGAGUAACGAUGAAAUUCUGUUCAAAGUCUACUGCUGCGACCACACCUACACCACCAUCCGGGUCUCUGUGGCCGCCUCGGUCAGGGAGGUCAUCGGCGCUGUGGCCGACAAACUGGGGUCAGCGGAGGACCUGCUCCUGGUCAACCUGAGCUCAGCAGGAGAGAAAACUGUCUUCAAGCCCAACGAUGUGUCAGUUUUCUCCACACUCAGCAUAAAUGGACGACUGUUUGCCUGCCGGAGGGACCAGCUGGAUUCCCUGACCCCUCUACCUGAGCAGGAGGGCCCCUCUACAGGGUCGCUGGCCACCUUUGAGCUGAUGAGCUCUAAGGAUGUGGCUUACCACAUGACUUCCUACGACUGGGAGCUUUUUCACUGUGUACAUGAGCUGGAACUUAUCUACCACACAUUCGGGAGGCAGUGCGUCAAGAAAACCACCGUGAACCUGGACCUGUUCCUGAGGAGGUUUAAUGAAAUUCAGUUUUGGGUGAUCACAGAGAUGUGUCUGUGCUCUCAGCUCAGCAAACGAGUGCAGCUCCUCAAGAAGUUCAUCAAGAUCGCCGCCCACUGUAAGGAGUACAGGAAUCUGAACGCCUUCUUCGCUGUCAUCAUGGGACUGAGUAACCCGGCUGUGAGCAGACUGACCCAGACCUGGGAGAAACUUCCAAGCAAAUUCAAGAAGUUUUACGUGGAGUUUGAAAACAUGAUGGACCCGUCCAGGAACCACCGGGCGUACCGGCUGACCGUGGCCAAGCUGGAACCUCCCAUCAUUCCCUUCAUGCCACUGCUGAUCAAAGACAUGACAUUCUCUCAUGAGGGCAACAAGACAUUUAUCGACAAUUUGGUCAAUUUUGAGAAAAUGCGGAUGAUAGCUAAUACAGUGAAGAUUGUGAGAUACUGUCGCAGCCAAACGUUCAGUCCGGACUCACCGCUGGCCAGCAAGAACCACCAAGACGUCUGGUCUUAUGUUCGUCAGCUCAGCGUCAUCGACAACCAAAGGACGCUAACUCAGCUCUCUCAUGAACUCGAGCCACGCAGGUCUUGAAAGCACUCAGGGACAAACAUGUUACAGUCGGACGCUGCUUCACAACGUGACGUUUGUUUGCGCUGAUACCAGUGCGAGCAAUCACAUGGAGGACCUAAUGAUGCAUCAGAUAAUGAGAUAUUGUUUCAGAAGCUGUUACUUGACUUGUUAAGCCUUUUAUUACUGUAAUUUGUGAUAUUUUAACAACAGUAAUUGUCGGCAGGUGAAGUACCUCUCAUAUCACUGUCACGCAGAUAUCAGAUCAUCUCCAACUCUGACAAUUAAAGAAAAUAAAGAUCUUCGGGGGGAUCUCAUUCAUCAGAUUAUUGUGUAACAUUGCAGACGUAAACACUAUGUGAUGCUUUAAUAACGCAAAGUUUCCUGAUAUUCAGUUGUUUCGUAUCUUUUGUAUCAAACAAUAUUUAUACAUAUUCAGCUUUGUGAGAUUCUUAUGUGUUGUAAAUUGUAUACAGAUAUUUAUUUUGACAUGAGCAUGCAGAGGAUUGUGAUUGUUUGACUUUUUAAUUCACGUGAGCACAGUUCUCUUUAAAUGCCUGAGAUAUCGUAAAUGUCUGAAAACCGUUUUUUGUCUGCUGUAAAUAUUAAAUAUUUUAGAUGUA